Messenger RNA from Trichomonas vaginalis G3, 1125 nucleotides. RefSeq lists its product as uncharacterized. Gene Ontology annotation, molecular function: protein binding. The transcript has a single exon. Lineage: Eukaryota; Parabasalia; Trichomonadida; Trichomonadidae. The record is from RefSeq and is a predicted model, not a curated record. The coding region runs from base 1 to 1125 and encodes 374 amino acids.
AUGAGUCAGGAUCUCCAUGAGGAAGAGGAAGAGCAAAUACCAAUGAUUACACCAAAAGCUAUUAUGGACUCAUGUGUUAAAAACCAGCUUUAUACAAUCCCAGAGCUCAACGAUGUUCUUUAUUUGCAUUUCAGUGGCUACCAAAAAAUCGCUAACUUAGAGCCAUAUGUAAAUUUGACAUCAAUAUGGCUUAACAACAACGCUAUUUAUGAAAUUGAAGGAUUAGAUACACUUACAAAUCUUGUCUGCUUAUAUCUUCAAGGAAAUGUUAUCCAAGAAAUCAAAGGACUUGAGAAACUCGUUAAUCUCGAAACAUUAGUUCUUUCUCAUAACUACAUUUCAAAGAUUACAGGACUUGAACAUUGCCCAAAGUUACAUACGCUUGAAAUCGAUCACAACAGGCUCAAAGAUGCUGCAAGUAUCGAGGGACUGUUAGCUGUCAAAGAUUCAAUUGGUGUUUUGAACUUGGCUGAUAAUAAAUUCGAAGAUGAAUCUUUAUUUGAAGUUAUAUUCAAACUUCCUAACUUAGGAGUUCUCAAAUUAGAAGGAAAUGAGAUUGCUCGUACAAUGAGUGGCUACCGUAGAAAGAUUAUUACUACAUUAACAAAUCUAAAUUAUUUAGAUUCACAACCAGUUACAGCUCAAGAGCGCCGUAUAGCUAUUGUAUAUCUAGCUAAUGGCCCAAGUGCUGCAAUGCAGGAGCGAAUAAAGAUUAAAGCGGAAAAAGAAGCCGAAGAUGAAAGAAACAGAAAACAGCAGAGAAGAAUUUAUCGUGAAACAGCCAGGAAACAAGGUAUUGAUAUCAGUCAUGACAGAUUCUUCCUCUCUAGCGAUGAUGAACUUCCAGAAGAUCAUGAAGGAGAAGAAAAUCUCGGAAAAGGUGAAUUAGAAAAGAUAAAGAUUGAACAGGAAAAGGCUGAAGAGGAAGAUAAAGAUUCCAGUGAUGAUUUCGUCAUGUCCGAAGAGAAAGCAGAAGAAAAAUUCGUAAAAGAACAACCAUUAAUCCAAGAAAUUCCAAAUGAGCCAAUAAUUCAUGAAGAAAUAGAACAAGAAUACGAACAAGUAGGUGGUGAAGAUGAAAAGAAGUCAGAUUCUGAUAGUGAAGAUAUUUUUGCAUUAGAUUAA